AAUGUGCUCUGCCGGUGCUCGUUCUCACUCUUUCUCUCCCAAAUCCAAGAGAGAUCUACCGGUAGAAGAGAGAAAGGUAGCGGAGGCAAGUGAAAAGCUGUGGCGCCGAGGUGAUUUGUUUCGGAAGCAGACACGCUUUCGCCGCUAGAUAUCUCGCCGUGCUCCUCUACGCCGCCCCCGUUUCCGGCGAGGAACGUCGCCUGUUCGCGUCGUAGUGCGAGGAAGUCCCACUUCCAGCUGGGAGCUGCUACGCCCCGUUGCUUUUCAGAUCAGGAUGGGGGGCUCAGGCUGGGAUUUUCUCUGGGGCGCUAACUAUUUCCUCAGGAGGAUACGCUGGCCUUUUUAUGCUACACCUAUAAAAGGAAAGAACAAGCGACAGGACAGUGAAGUAGAAUUAUUGAGCAGGUCAGUGAGGAGUGAGGACAGGACAGGACAGGACACCCUUGAUCGGGAAAACAAAAGUAUACUCGCAACCCAUUCUGAGAAAUUAGAAAGACUUGAAAAUUAGCUGCUUAGCUGGAGAGCUCGCCGUGUUAGCAUCAAGUAACGACGACCUCGCUUCCAGGCUUGGUCAAGAUCUAAUCUCGUACUUUUAAUCACAAGCCAUGUUAUAGCUUAGUCCACGGCCUCUUCAUCUCAUCUUGCAGAUGCAUAAGAUCGCUGCAUUGCAGUAGGCCUUAAUCGGCUCUGGAGAGGAACAAUGGCUGGUCAUAAGUGCAUAGCCGGCGAUAAGUGCAGACGCUACAAAUGGCCAGAAGUAAAAGAUAUCAAUGACUGUGGCACUUUUGGGGGGGCUGUCCAUGGUAACCAGAGGGUUGGGCUUUCUUGUGGUUACUUGGACCACCGUCGUCCUUCUUGGUGGCUUCGUCUCGUUGCUCCAGAAGAAGGAUUUUUGGUCUCUCACAGUGAUUACAUUCAUAGAGCUAGCUGGGGUGGUCGAUAACUUUGGGGGUGACAAAUGGAACUCAUUUGCAGCAACACCAGCAGGAAUGGAUGCGUUGGGUGUGGUAUUUAUGCGGAGACGGUUGGCUAGUACGUGCUUUGUUAGUACGACGGCAUCAGGAAAUAUCGUAAGAGUUGUAGUGUUUGUUAAAGUUCUUCUAGGAUGGAUUGCACAUUUUAUCCAAGGAGGGACAUACAUGGUUGCGCUUAUCGGUGGUCAUUUUGGUAUCUUCCGAUGGGGGGUGUACAUCGCCACCGGGGUCUCCCUGUGGCGUUUAAAACAGCAUGACUACGGGAACACAGAUGGAGAUUCUAGCAAAGCAAACAUGAAGCCAUCACUUGAUGUCUUGUACAUCAUUGUUGUCGUCCAAGGUGCAAUCUCGGUCUACAGAAGAAUGCUCAAUGUUCCACUGGAAAAUGUAGUGACCAUGGUGGCCGAAGCAUAUGGCUUCAAAGGUCCAAGUGUAGCAUUAGUUCGGGAUUACAUGAUAGAAACCCGGAGGGGAUGCGGGAAGAACCCGUCCUUUGCGAAAGGAAGGAACCUGGUGACAUAUGCUGUGGUCCUGAUGGCGCAUGACAAGUCGCCUCAAGACUACCUCUCCGGGUUGAAGAUCCUGAGCACAAUCCUCGGGCCAUUUGACCAGAUGAACUCAAAGAAGUUUAAGAAGCAGCGCAUGCUAAUAAGACAGCUUAUCUUGUACGCCCUGUCCAGCCACAUCUUCCGCCGUCUGUUGGUCCUGUCAAAUCCGAGAAGCUUCCCAUAUGGCACAGAAAAGAGUGCACAAAGAGAGAUGACGAAGCACGCUGCGAGUAUAGUGAUGCACAUAGCAGACGGGGCCAGUGUGGAGCUGAUUCCCCAAGUGAUCCAGUGCAUGUCAUCACUGAUGGGCACAUUCCAAGAACAUCAGCGAUUGUUUUCCUCAAACAGUACCCGUCAUGACAGGGAUUAUGCCAAGGAGGAGGAGGACUACCUGGAGCGGUUGUGGGAAUGUCUGCACGUUCUUUACGUUCUCGCAGCCGACGAGAACAAUUGUAGACUCAUCAUCCACACUCGAGGUCUGCUCACCAAGAUCAUGACACCUCUAGCCUCCAACCUUUACCACCAAACUGAUCAUGAUACUUGGGAAAACUUACUAAAGGAAUCACUGAAAGUGAUACACCGGCUCACAACUACUUAUGGUCAUGGAGAAGGGGAAACAGGGGCCAAGCUGGUUCACGAAAUCGAAGCCAACCUGGAAGUGGAAACAGUCGACACCAUGAUGAGGAUUCUCAGGUGUGAUAUAUGUUCUCGACAGAUGGGAAAAUUGGCCAUGGGGAUUCUCACCAAUCUACACGCGCAGAUGCAGACCUUAGACAAAGAAUAUUUAACCGAGAUGCUGGUGCACAUCUACAACACUGCCGCCAACUCCAGAACAUCAGCACUUCAAGCUCUGGCGACACUAUGUUUCCAGGACGGAAGUAAUGCCACGAUUAUCUUACAAGUAAAUGAUUCUACAGUUUCCUCUUUCACAGAGGAUCUCAAAGCUUUAAGUGAUGGAUACCAUAGUGUAGCAGAAAUUCUACAGCAUGCAUGUCACCAUUACACUAGGGAUGAUAAAUUCCUCAGGAUACUCAAGGAAUCCAUGACCGACAUGAUGCCAAAGCUGCUUAGCAAAAUACUUACAGUAGAAGCAACACAAACAGGUCAACAAGGUGACGCUUCGCAACCUAAUGGACAGAGCAGGAGGUCUUCUUCUCUUCAGGAACAUGACGUCCAUAAAACAGAGACAGCUCUAUUAUCCCUUUGUGUGACAAAUACAUGAGACAUUCAUCAGCGCUGAUCAGUAUUUGGCUGUUCAGUUUGAUGAAGCAAUUGGUGAAUUUAGCGUUCCAGUGAAGCUCAGGGAGAUGGUAGAGAGAAACAGUGAGCCCAAGGCCAGUUGCCUGAAAAUACUUAAGCUUACCAGCAGGAUGGUCAUAUCAAUGAUGAAAUGCAGAGGUAGCAGAUACCAGAAACCAGAUUCUGAGAGCUUGGUGGAAGCACUGUUGAAGGCUUGUAGCAGAAACAUGUAUUUUAUUGACAGAUCCAUGGAUUUCGCAAGAGGUGACAACGCAGUGAAGCCAAGGAAGCCUGGCAGGAUUCUUGCGUCCUUCGUCACAGAAGCAAUGGAGCUUGUUCGCGACUAUGGGGAGCCGGAAGCCAUGUCGCUGUCUACCAUAGUCGGUGCGGAGCUCUCAUCAAAUUAAGAUUUAUCAUUCGCCUGCUUAUUUAAUCUUUGUGUUGCCUGUUAAUCUUAUAACCAUGCCAAGAAUCCACUGUGUUAUGCCAUAUCUCAGUCUAUUUCUGAAACUAGUACCAUGUUAAGAUUCAGCUAUGUUAUGUCAUAUACUCAUCUACUAUCUCAGUGUACCUCUGAAACUACUACUCCGUGCCAUGUUAAGAUUAAACUAUGCUACGCCACUCAUAUCUCGGUGUAUCACUGGAAACUAGUAUCAUGUCA
This is a messenger RNA of Triticum aestivum (bread wheat), 3422 nucleotides long. RefSeq lists its product as uncharacterized. The record is from RefSeq and is a predicted model, not a curated record. The coding region runs from base 771 to 2744 and encodes 657 amino acids. NCBI's taxonomy places the organism in Eukaryota, Viridiplantae, Streptophyta, Magnoliopsida, Poales, Poaceae. The transcript has 5 exons.